AUGGAAAAUGACUAUGGCGGCUAUCGAUGUCCCUGCUGUAUGCUGAAUUGCUACUUUGACGGCACGAAGAAUCAAUGCUAUCCGACCAAGGACUACGAGCCGUUUUGCCCUGAUUUACCCGCCACCAUCACCUGGGCUCCGGAAGGGCCUGCCUAUUACGAUGCGUAUGGCAGUGUAGCGGGAAUCAAGUGUGACACAGGACUCCAUUGCUAUUAUGAUGGAUCGAUGAAUCAGUGCUACAUGUCGGAGGAAGCAAUGGCCGAUUGUCCCCCGUUGCCGGCGAGUGUCACCUGGCCGCCAAACGGCGGU
This is a messenger RNA of Mesorhabditis belari, 309 nucleotides long. NCBI's taxonomy places the organism in Eukaryota, Metazoa, Nematoda, Chromadorea, Rhabditida, Rhabditidae. The record is from the annotation of a GenBank genome assembly.